AUGGUUCAAGCCUACUUGGGUCUACCAAUUGUUGAGUUGUACAUCAACUCAUUUAGUGAGUCCAUUCCUGACAUUGAUGAGGGUAAUGAUGAAGAUAAUAAUGAUAAUGAUAAUGACAAUGAUGAUGAUGAGAGGGGGUAUUCUAGGAUCGAGCGUGACGAUAUAUAUUGGGAAGAGGUAAAUGAACCGGAUCUGUUUGUGGAUAAUGAUGAUGUUCAUGAUGAUGUUCCUGGGCCAUCUAUGGGGAGGGGGGGCAUUAGAAAGGUUGGAGACAUCGAUGGGGAGGAUAGGGAGGAAAGUGAUGGUGGUGUGGAAGGUGAAGAGAGCGAUGAAAGUGAUGAGGGUGAAGAGGAAGGUGAUGAAGACAAAGGUAGGUUAAGAGUCGACCAUUCUAACAGUGGAUCUGAUUAUGAUUAUGAUGCAAACUCAGACAUGCCACGCAGUGACAUUCUUACAUCUCCUCCCAGAAGUGAUGAUGAGUAUGAGGUGACCUCCCAGAGUCAGAGGAGACAUGUGACAGAGCCUUCUGAGUUCCAAACGGCUGACAUGGGUAACACAGAGUUUGUGGUGGGUCAAAAAUUUCUGUCAAUCCAGGUUUUCAGAAAUGCAGUUAGAGAGACUAAUGUAAACAUGGGGAAGGAUGUAAAGUUUAAGAGGAAUUACCUUGCGAAAUGUAUAGUGGUAUGUAGGGAUAUGCGUUGCAAAUAUAGGAUUUAUGGGCGCAAGUGCAAGGAUGAGGAAUCCUUUGAAGUUCGAUCAGUUCAGUCCGUACACAAUUGUAGGAGGAAACACAAGAAUUCUAUUUUGAAAUCGUCUUGGAUUGCGGAUAAGUUGAUUGAGAAGUUCAGAGCACAACCCAACAUGCCUGUAAAGGCAAUGGUAGAGACAGUGAAAGAAAGAUGGGGUGUAGAUGUGAAAGAGCAUAGGUUGUAUCGGGCUCGAAGACUUGCAAAAGACAAGAUACGUGGCAAAGUGAACGACCAGUACAAGAAGUUGUGGGACUUUUGUGAGACAAUCAGGAGAACAAAUAUUGGCAAUUGUGUAAUGAUGAAAAUAGAGAGGCCAUUACCCGAUAAGCCCGCAAAAUUUCAAAGGUUGUACUUCUCCUUGGCCGCCAUGAAAAACGGUUUUCUUGCUGGUUGUAGGCCCAUCAUUGGGUUGAAUGGGUGCUUCUUGAAAGGUCCGCAUAAGGGCCAACUUUUGGCUGCCAUUUCAAGGGAUGCAAAUAAUCAGAUGUAUCCAGUGGCUUUUGCAGUGGGUCUGGUCCCGAGUUUGGAAGUGGUGGCUCCCGGUGCUGAGCAUCGGAUUUGUUGUAGACAUUUGUACGCAAAUUACAGAGAUGUAGGUCACAGAGGUUUGGCAUUGAAGGAGAAGCUUUGGAACGCGGCUGCCGCUUACACAGAGGCUGAGUGGUCUAUAGAAAUGGAGGAACUAAAGGGGACAAGCCCGGAUGCGUAUGAUUACCUGUUCCAAGAUUGA
Messenger RNA from Alnus glutinosa, 1479 nucleotides. RefSeq lists its product as uncharacterized. Lineage: Eukaryota; Viridiplantae; Streptophyta; Magnoliopsida; Fagales; Betulaceae. The transcript is spliced from 2 exons. Bases 1 to 1479 code for a protein of 492 amino acids. The record is from RefSeq and is a predicted model, not a curated record.